AUGAAACUUUCCAUUCUGGUGCUUGCGUUCUUCUUCUUCUUCGUUGGAUUCGGAGCUGCUCUCGAUGUCGGAGGUGUGCUCAAUAGAGCCUUAUCACCAUUAAACUCUCUCACAACCAAUUCUGCCGGGAAUAGUGUGCAGGCUGAGGACGAUGAUGAUAUUAAAACAGAGUUGGGCAAAAAAUUGAAAGAGCAGCUAGACGAGUUGCUAGAAAAACUGAAGGAUUCUAUUGAUAAAGGAAGAACCAUCAAGGAAGACACAAUAGAGAAAUUGAAAGAAGUUCGAGAGAAACUGAAAGAUUUGAAGGUUGACAUUGGAAAUAAAGCAAGAGAAUUAAUAGAAAAUAUCAAAGAAAAAAGAAUGGACACUUUGAAACAAAUUCUCGACAAAAUUGCUGGGAACGAGUGA
Caenorhabditis remanei is the source of this 408-nucleotide messenger RNA. RefSeq lists its product as uncharacterized. The record is from RefSeq and is a predicted model, not a curated record. The coding region runs from base 1 to 408 and encodes 135 amino acids. The transcript is spliced from 4 exons. Lineage: Eukaryota; Metazoa; Nematoda; Chromadorea; Rhabditida; Rhabditidae.